AUGGCAUCUAGGAAGAAGGUUCUUCUCAAGGUCAUUAUCCUGGGAGACAGCGGGGUAGGCAAGACGAGCUUGAUGAACCAAUAUGUCAACAAGAAGUUCAGCGCAAGCUACAAAGCGACAAUAGGCGCCGACUUUCUGACCAAGGAGGUGCUAGUCGAUGACAGGCUGGUGACGAUGCAGCUUUGGGACACGGCUGGUCAAGAACGCUUCCAAUCCUUAGGCGUUGCCUUUUACCGCGGCGCCGACUGCUGCGUGCUCGUCUACGACGUCAACAACUCGAAGAGUUUCGAUACACUCGAUAGCUGGAAGGAUGAGUUCUUGGUGCAGGCUAGCCCAAUGGACCCAGAUACCUUUCCAUUCGUCGUCAUCGGAAACAAAAUCGAUGUGGAGGACAGCAAAAGAAUGAUCUCUUCCAAGCGCGCCCAGGCCUUCUGCCAAUCGAAGGGCCAUAUCCCAUACUUCGAGACGAGCGCGAAGGAAGCAAUCAAUGUCGAGCAGGCUUUUGAGGUGAUCGCACGGCAGGCACUGGCGCAAGAAGAUGUCGGCGGCGAGUUCGGCGGAGACUUCCCUGAGACGAUCCCUAUCGACCUCAAGGGCAGUGAUGGCGGCUGCGCAUGCUAG
This is a messenger RNA of Cucurbitaria berberidis CBS 394.84, 621 nucleotides long. RefSeq lists its product as uncharacterized. The transcript is spliced from 7 exons. Bases 1 to 621 code for a protein of 206 amino acids. Gene Ontology annotation, molecular function: GTP binding; GTPase activity. NCBI's taxonomy places the organism in Eukaryota, Fungi, Ascomycota, Dothideomycetes, Pleosporales, Cucurbitariaceae. The record is from RefSeq and is a predicted model, not a curated record. Gene Ontology annotation, cellular component: vacuole; phagocytic vesicle; late endosome. Gene Ontology annotation, biological process: regulation of vacuole fusion, non-autophagic.